Molecule: messenger RNA, 6695 nt
Organism: Pseudophryne corroboree (corroboree frog)
Lineage: Eukaryota; Metazoa; Chordata; Amphibia; Anura; Myobatrachidae
Gene: TBC1D14
Product: TBC1 domain family member 14
Exons: 15
Coding region: 225-2333 (702 amino acids)
Source: RefSeq, a predicted model, not a curated record
AGGAGGAGUAGGAGGGAGAGUGCACAUAUGGAGAUGAGACAGUCGUCAAAAGGAGGGAGAGUGCACAUAUGGAGAUGAGACAGUCGUCAAAAGGAGGGAAAGUGCACACAUGGAGGAGAGACAGUCAAAGGAGUCUUUAUUAACUUCUGGACCAAAAAAUGGCCUAGCAUGACGCACCUGUAUCACAGUCCCACGUUCUUUACGCUUUACAGUUUUUGCUGGCAAUGUCACAGCAUGAGCUGGAGAAGAAUGGAGGUCACAAUUACCAAGCUACCUCUUGGUCUAACAUGAAUAAUGAACUACCAUCAAUCAUCAAGAACAUUGGAUUUAUUGAGGUCCAUGACAUAAGUGUUGAAGGUGAUGGUCACAAUCUUGGACAAUGGAAUAGGAAGGGUUCUCAGUCCUGUCCUUUGCCAGACUUCAGACGCGGCCAUUUUGCUUCAGUUGGUGAGAGCAAAAGCGUGACAUCAGUGGACUCUGGUAUCCCUACUCUCGAGAUUGGCAACCCAGAGCCUGUCCACUGCAACGUAAAAACAAACUGUUUAAAUGGCGCAGAUGAAAGAGUCUUCCAAAGUCCGAAGAGUAUCCCCGGCGGUGGUACGCCCACUCUCGGGAACACUGACACCGACCAUGUUGUCUGGAAGUCUUCCACUUUUCCCAGAACUGGCUAUGACACGGCAAAACUCUACAGCCCGACCUCGGUCAACCGAAGUGACGACAUCUCUGACUGUAGCGUCUCCAGCAUCAGCACAGAUUUCUCCACCACUCUGUCGGUGAGCAAUGAAGACAUUGUGGACUUUUUGGUAACAAGCAACUCCAGUGCAAUUGUCAAUUUGGAGAACGAUGAGACACAUUUUUCAGACGUGACUCUGAACUCUAUGAAAGACGGUGCAGGUUCUAAGGGCUACACCCAGGAGGCGGAUCUGGAAAGUAAAAAGAAAAUCUUGGGACCACUUAGUGACUUCUUCAACAGGAACAUAUUUGCACGGAAGAAGAGUGUCCAAGUGAAAGAACAGAAUGACCUUGGCUGGAAGUUAUUUGGAAAAGUCCCUCCUCGUGAGUCCCAGAGAAGCAACGUGCAGAAAGUACAAAAGGAAUAUGAAGAGCGAAUAGGAUGCACUUCAAAGUCUCCAUCUCCAAAACAGAAUGUGAGGAAGAACCUGGUGUUUGAACCCCUGUCCACGACUGCUCUUAUAUUGGAAGACCGGCCAGCAAACCUGCCAGCCAAACCAGCAGAGGAGGCCCAGAAGCACAGACAGGAAUAUGAAGAAAUGGUGGCCCAAGCUAAACGGAGAGAAUACAAAGAGGCCCAGAGAAGGAAAAAACAAUUGGAGGAGAGGUGUAAACUGGAAGAAAGUAUUGGAAACGCUGCUUUAACGUGGAACAAUGAAAUUCUACCCAACUGGGAAACCUUGUGCUGCUCUCGGAAAGUCCGGGAGCUGUGGUGGCAGGGAAUCCCACCUAGUGUCAGAGGGAAGGUCUGGAGUUUGGCAAUUGGCAAUGAGUUAAAUAUCACACACGAGCUUUAUGACAUAUGCUUAUCUCGUGCUAAGGAUCGAUGGAAAUCACUGAGCAUGGGAGGAUCUGAAGUUGAAAAUGAAGACUCCGGUUUGUCUGCGGCAGACCGGGAGGCCAGCUUGGAGCUAAUAAAACUGGAUAUAUCCAGGACGUUCCCAAAUCUGUGUAUUUUCCAAAAGGGUGGCCCUUAUCACGAUAUGCUGCACAGUAUUCUAGGGGCCUACACUUGUUACAGACCUGACGUUGGCUAUGUACAGGGCAUGUCCUUUAUCGCUGCUGUGCUGAUCCUGAACCUAGAUACGGCUGAUGCCUUUAUCGCUUUCUCAAACCUCCUAAAUAAACCCUGUCAGAUGGCAUUUUUCCGAGUGGACCAUGGCCUUAUGUUAACUUAUUAUGCAUCAUUUGAAGUGUUUUUCGAAGAAAAUUUACCGAGGUUAUUUGCUCACUUCAAGAAAAAUAAUCUGACGCCAGAUAUAUACCUAAUAGACUGGAUAUUUACCCUUUACAGCAAGUCUCUCCCUCUGGAUUUGGCGUGCCGAGUGUGGGACGUGUUCUGCCGCGAUGGGGAGGAGUUUCUGUUCAGAACUGCCUUGGGAAUACUUAAACUUUUUGAAGACAUUUUAACAAAGAUGGAUUUCAUUCACAUCGCCCAGUUUCUGACUAAGCUGCCUGAGGACUUAACCGCUGAUGAUUUAUUCCUCUCCAUCGCCGCAAUACAGAUGCAGAGCCGGAAUAAGAAGUGGACUCAGAUUCUGUCGGGACUGCAGAAAGAUAAUCGUGAAAUGGAGAACAGGAGCCCCAACCUUAAACGCUGAAUAUGAUCUCAGGAUUGGGGUAGUGUUCCCCACGGGAAUGUCACAGAUUAGGUUUUCAUCGCGGACAGAGAACCGAAUUCUAUUACAGGACUGUGUAAAACACUGGAAUUGGCCUUAAAUUAUUUAAGUCUGUACUUUCUGAUCAGCUUUACUCCAGAAACCGUUUUCAACGCUGUUAAUCAGCAGGACAUUGAUGUUGAUACCGAAACCAGGGUUCCGGGAGGGCUGACGUUGGUUUUGAUUACCCUCCUGCACAAGCCCCAGCCUGUGCAGUAGGGUAAUUUUAUAUGCGGUUCUAGGGUUCCUUUCCACUGCAAAGAACAACACAGGAAUAUUAUUCUUUUCGUGGACCAUUGCUUAUAGUGGGUAACCUGGCAGCUCGCAAAUCAUAUUGUAGGAAAACCGUUGCUAUUGUUAUGAAAGAGCAUUUUCUAUCAUAAUUUUAAAUGAUAUAUGUUUUAUAUAUUUAUAUAUAAUAUAUGUAUGUGUGUAUAUAUAGCAUAUAUGUAUGUAUGUAUAUUAUAUGUAUUUGUAUCUGGUCACCAGUGCCAGCCAAAACUAAAAUGAAAAACUAGAAUGAGAUUAAUACUGUAAUACCCUGCAGCUAGCAGAACCAUGUGGAUGUGGUCACUUGCGACGUUCAGAAGAUAUUAAUCCCUGGGACAUUCAAAUAAAAAAUGGUGACUGUAACCUGCGCUCCCAGGGGGCAGCUUGAUCUAGAACGGACACCUAAUGUUCCAAACUAACCAAAAAUAAACAAAUACAUGUCAUAAAGCGGGGACUAGGUGGGUUUUGUAUUCAGUGUAGUCACUCUAUAUGAAGCUGCUGAUGCGUUAAAAGAAAUAGAAAAUAAUAGUUGGAAAAUAUGGUACUGUACUCUUAUGUGUAAAGUAGGGAAGGUCCCAAUCACCCCUGUCACUGGUGAGUGCUCAUGUGGGAGUACCAAUUUGGCACAAGUGAUCCUAACCCAAUUGUGGACCUUCCUUACUGUUCACAUGAGUGGUUCCUGUAUAGUUCCAUAUUGCUUUACCUAGUUGUAUUAUUUUCUGCUCUUUUUUUUUUUUUUUUUUUUUUUGCAUCACUGGAACCAUAUGGAGUGACUACACCAGUGACGUGCGGUGAGGUCAGGACCUAGGGAGGCAGUCUCACCACUGCAGCCAAGAGUCGUGACCGGCCAGGCUGCUACUGUCUUUUACGUGCAGGUGGGUAGGCUGCAGACAGGAAGCCAGUCACUGGCUGCUACUCACCCCACAUGGCUGCUGCUGGCACCUCGGGUAAUGAUCUCCAUCCUCACCUGCCAUGCUGCUCUGCUGGCACUUCUUGGAUUAGUUGCAUGACUAAUCCGAGGUGUCAAUCAGAGCUCCGGUACAUUCCCUGCUGUGAGGCAUACCUUCAUUGGCUCACAUUCUUUCCAUUUUAUUGGCUGCAGUGUUGCCCGCUCUACUUUACACUGUACUCUCUAGAGGUAGUGUAUAGCUAUGAGAGAUGAGGCCGAGAUGUUGCUGUCUCAUCUCUCGUCUGUCCCAGCAAAUCCAGGUAGCCUCCGCAAUGUGGCAAGUUUUAACUAUAAAAAUGAUUGCAAUAAUACAAAGAAGAUGCUUAUAAGUUAAAAUUACUUUCUUUGUAACAUUCUAGUCAUUUUUAUAGACAAAACUCUGAAGUAUGACAGGGGAAGCUCAGCCUCCCCUGACUGCAUGUUCCUGCACCAAAUUCAAUAUCCACCUUUGCAGUUCAUGACUUGUGUAUUAGAUCCUAAUUCCUGGCACCUGCUCAGUGGGUGGAGGAAAAGUGUUUUGUGAUCACUGAGCAGAUUACUCCACAGCUGUCCAAUCGGCACUCUCGUCACUAGCGUAGUCAAAACACUGAAAAGCUAAGUGCUCCUGCCUAAACCGAGAGGUAGAAUGACUGAACAGUGAUCUGGUGGGUCCUAAAAUGUGGUGCUCCACAAUGCACCCGUAGACCCUUCAUGUCAUCUUACGUCCGGAACACUUCUGUCAGUGGAUAAUGUUGAAAAUGGGGACAACGGAAACAUUAUUUGGGUAACCUAAAAUAAUUGUAAGACCAAUGCUUAACCCUGCUGCAGAUGAUCCUGGGUAUUAAUGUAUCCUGACCAAUGUGAUGCUUUUAUUUGACUAUUAUUGUAAAAUGGUAAUACAAUCCAAAUAAGAUCCUUAUUUCUGCUUCGGGUCACAGAACAUACUGUAUAUCAAUGUUUGAAAACGGACUAUAGUUUCCCUCAUUGUGAAUAUUGUAAAAUCCCUCCAGUUGGUCACCUGGUUUGAUGACCUGGAAAUGAGGAUGUUUAAUUCUCUAGAAAGACCUGUACUUUUACUUACAUUCCGUGGGCAAUGACCAAAGAUGCACGCAAAUCUGUGAUCACGUCUGAAUUUGUAUGGCUCCACUGUAGAUGAAAAUCAUGAUCACUUAACUUAAGCCAUCAUAGACUCAGAACUGUGUUAUAUUUUGGAUUUGUCGCAUAUAUACAUAUAUAUAUAUAUAUAUAUAUAUAUAUAUAUAUAUAUAUAUAUAUAUAUAUAUAUAUAUAAUUUGUUGUUUGUGUUUAGGUUUUCUAACAUUUCUCACCACUGAUGCUUAUGGACUGGUAACAUGCCAGGUUUUCUACCUAGUCUCUCAAAAUUGCAGGAGAGUGCCACAAGGGGCUGUUCCUUAAUGAAUGGUUCACUAAUCCACACACAGGAGUUCUUCAUGGGGUGUGGAAACCUGGACUGUUGGCCAGGCCAGGCUUAGUAAUGAGGAGGAGCGGACUGUUUCUAAGACUCCUCAAACAUCAGGAACAUCUGGUUAGCCACCUCCGAGGCAGUGGUGGUGUUACUAGUCUUGACACUGGGAUAGUACAAUUUUAUUUUUACAGUUUAGAAAACUGGUGACUAUUUGGGAUAGAUGGGGCAUUAUCUGAAUCUAAUGCACAAAUCACUUAUUACACUUGCCCAGUUCAUUUGUCUGUUUGUAUGUAUACUGUAAUGUAGGCCCCACUGGAGGAGAAGUCACUAGAGGCAAAAUACACACAUGACUUAUAUUACGACUGCUAUGGUAAAGUAAUAGCAUGGUAUGAAUGUUGUACAUAUGCUGCAGUCCAUUUCCAGCAAUCAGAUAUUUGUGUUGAUCGUCUGAUCAUUCAAGUACAAAUUAUCUAAUAAAAUCUCAAAAUGGUUACUAUGGGUUAACAGUAUAUAUGUGGAAUUUGAAAGGCUCUAAUUCAGGAUAAUUCCACAGGGUAUCAAGAUUCUGUACAGGGACCUGUAAUAAGUAUACCCAUCAAUGGGGGAGCCAUUUUGUGGACUGGACCCAGCUUUUCAGUGGCCUGAAAACUGCUCCCAAUAUUUGGGGCACGAGAUGCAGAGUGCCACAGCGGGGUCUCUAGUUUCCAGUGAAUUGAUCAGGCUGCCAUUCUCAUUAAUGAAAAAAUGGCUGCUUCCUGUAGGUGGCUAAUCCUCUAUACCAAGACUCAUUCUGCUGAUGGGAUGUAGUUAUGUGACCGGCGGUCAGGAGACAGCUGGUCAUGAUACCAACGCCGGAAUCCCGCCCCCUCACAGUCCUGACAGUCGGCAUGGCGACUAACAGGGACUAUUCCCACUACACCCAUAGAGUGGGAAUAGAACCUGUGGCGAGUACAGCUUGCCACCGAGCCUGCAAGGGGCUUUGUUGCACUCAUCCCCCCCAUUCCCCCCUGCAGGGCAUCUAAAAGCCAGGAUCCCAGCGUCAGUAUGGUGACCGGCGGUCUCCCGACCCCAACCCCUGCUGACACAGACACAAGUAUAUUUUUUAAAUGGUUAACAGGUAGCUGUCAUUUUGUGAUCAAAAAUCAUCAUGUAUGUUAAACUAAAGCACUUUAUAAAUAAUGGGCAAAUGCUGGAUUGGAUUUUUUGUUUUUCUAAUCUGUGAUUAAUAUGAUCAAAUGUGACUAACUUAUCACCAAAGUUCAUAAUAUGAUUUGCAAUGUAAGGGUCAAGUACAAUGUUUGCUGGAUCGAGAUGUUAUAUACAGGGUGAUUAAAAAGUCGCAGUAUACCCUUUUUGUUUAAAAAAACUGUGCAGGAUUUGGGAAAACUGAAUACUCCAGUAAGGUAUGGGUGAGGUGGGCUAUCUUUUUAAGGUAUGUACCGAACAUGGGCGCCAUCUUGAAUCUAAGUCACUUUUCCCAUUUUCUGCACAGUUUUUUAAACAAAGGGGGUACUGCGACUUUUGAAUCACCCUGUGUAUAUAUAUAUAUACACACACACACACACACACACACACACUGUAAUAUACAUAUCUGUCAUGAGACCUUUUUUUAUUGUCACUUUUGUGCCUUUGCACUAUAUUUGUAACUAGUUUGCUCAGUAAACCGGAUUCUUUUUAUUUA